Messenger RNA from Musca domestica (house fly), 4498 nucleotides. RefSeq names its product phosphatidylinositol 3-kinase 2. The record is from RefSeq and is a predicted model, not a curated record. The transcript has 5 exons. Bases 1396 to 3333 code for a protein of 645 amino acids. NCBI's taxonomy places the organism in Eukaryota, Metazoa, Arthropoda, Insecta, Diptera, Muscidae.
UACGUUUUGGUUCAACCAUCAACAUUUGAGAUAAUCAAACGUUUAGCCAGUCAGUAGCCGUAAGAUCAUCUUGCGUGCCGGUUGUUUGGCGGAUAAAAAAUCCAUUUAGAAAAAUAGAGAAACGAAAACAAAACUUAAGUUUUACACAAGUUCGCGAAAAAUAAAACAAACAAAAUACCCAAACCGAGUAUCUUUUUGUUGUGUUUCUUUCGUACGUGUUGAUACAAUCAUCUCUCGGGCAAUUGUAGGCUUCCUAUUAACAGCAACAACAACAAGCAAGCAAAGUCACUUGAAAAAAACCAUGCAAAUAAUUCCUCAAUGAAAUGUAAAAAAAUAUAAAAAACAACAACAUAAAAUAAAAUUUAUAAAAAUAUUAAUUGUCUAUGUUCCUAUACAGAAAGCAAAUAAAUAAAAAAUAUGAAAUUUUAAAAUACACAUUCCUAUUGAAAAUAAUAUAAAAUUAAAGAAAAUAUAUAUUAUCAUAAACUAAAUUAUAUUUGCAAAUUCAUAUUCAUUUUCAAAACCAAAAAAAAAAAUUAUACAUAUUCAGAAAAGAGAAAAUAUUAUACCUAUAUCCUCCGUUAAAAUACAACACGCCGUAAAACGUUUGAAUACAGUAAAUUCACGUUAACAAAAAAUUAAGUGCUAAAUCAAAAAUAUUAAUUAAAAAAAUAAUAAUAAAUAAAAUACAAAUCUAUGGAAAAUUUUAUUAGAGUGUGUGUGUGAGUUGUUGGUAGUAAAAAUUGUUUCUGUUUUACCUUUCACUAACCAAAUACCACAUUAAGCCCACUAACAUCUGAGUGAAUCAAGUCAGUGUUUUCAAAACAAACAAAAAAUAAUAAAUGAAUAAUUAAAAUAAUUUGAAUUUUGAAUACGCAAAACAACAUCACCUAUGGAUUAAUCGCACGUUUAAUUGUCUGCCUGCCAUCAAAGUUCAACCGUUUUUUUUGCAAAUUGACAGCCAAUGCCAGCGGUCUUAGCUAAGCAGCAAUUCCAUAAAACAAUACAACGCUACAUACAAAUAAAAAGCGAUACUUUUAAAUUUCGUUUCGUGGUUUUGUAGCCCUCGAGCAGUGUCAACUCUGAUACCCUUCGAAUAGUUUGCAAGUGACUCAUGUGGAUUUGGAUUUUGAAACAUUAAAUUGAUUCACAAUCAUCAUUCAUUUCAACGGAGAUUCAACCAAAUAUUCAGUGCUCUGGCUUUAAAUUAUCAAGCAGGGCCGAAUAAUUCAUACAUCAUUUUAAAUACUGAGCCGGAACAUUCUGUAUCCAUGCUAUCGGUACAGACGGCCGGCUGUGCGGGAAUGGAGCGGCUCGGCGUUCCGACCCGCACCACAUUGAAUACCCCACCAGACGAUAGUUUUGGAUUUUUCUAGGGGUCAAUUUAUUUGUAGAAUGCACAUAGAUGCUGCCAGAGAUCUAUUGGGGGUACGUAAUAGUGAACCUGUGAUUUGUGGCAGCAACAGCAAUAACCAUCAUCACCAGCUGCAGCAGCAGCAGCAACAUCUCCAACAGCAACCUCAACAACAGCAUAAUAAGCACCAACAUCACAACAACAGUGAGCAGACCACCCACCUCCAGCAGCACCACAAGCAACAGCAACAGCAGCAACAACAACAUCACCAUCAUCAACUCCUUGUCAGACAUCGCACAUCAGGGCCAACAAUAAACCCAACAGCAUCACAUCCUACCUCAGCCAGUGGCAACAAUAGUAGUAUUAGCAACAAUAACCUUAACAACAACACCAGCGGCAGCAGCAGCAACAAUUGCAACAACAAUUUAACGCCAAUGACCAAUAACACAGAUGGCAACAGUCGUGGCCUUAGCAAAGCUGCUAUUCCCAUUGUGUCCGCCAGCAAUAGCAACAACACAACCGCCGUCAACGCCACCAGCCAUUGUGGCAAAUUGAACAAAAUGUGCUGUGUGGGUGGCAAUAGCAGUGAUGGUGGAAGUAGUGGUGGUGGCAGUACACUGUCCUCCUGCUGCAGUAGCAUUGGUUCCCAGUGCUCGUUGAGUUCGCACAGCCACGAUCAUCAUCAGCACUAUCAGCACCAGUUGCAGCAGCAGAAGACACUUUGUUGUCCCCAUCAUGUUCCUUUGCCGGAUAGCGAAUGGAUACCCACAGAUCAGAGAUCGGGGCAAAUGCGUAGCAGUUAUCAGCACUCGGAGCUCACACGGUCCUAUAUUAAACCACCACCCAAUAAAACGGUUAAAGAUGUUCCAGAUCGUUCGUCGUACAAUUUUUAUUCCUCGGUAGCGCACAGUUCGAACUUAGGUUUGCAUUCCUUGACGUCAUCCCAAUCGUUGCCUCUAAGCAGUUCCACGGCAAGUGUGGCCAGCAGCACCUCCAGCGGCAGCAGCAGCGGCAGUAGUGGCGGCGGUGGUGUUGCCCCACAAACCAAAUCAAAACCAAAUGUGAUUACAAAAUUCUUCUAUCGCAAGAGCUCACCGAAAUCUCCUAAUAAUGUGGCCAACUCUAACUCCUCAACAGCCUCGCUGGCCUCGUCGACGGCAUCACUAAGCGGGUUUCCAGCGAAUACUAUGUACUCGAUUUUGAACUCCACAUCAUCGUCAUCAUCUUUGGCCUUUUCAUUGGGUUCCUCCAACUCUUCGCUGUUGUCUUCGGCCAGUGGCAGUACUUCGUCCACGAUGUCUCUGAAUUCACAGGCAUCGGCCACAGUUCCAGCAGCCUCUGCCUUAAGUAUGGCCCCUCUGGCCACACUGCCUGUAUCAACGGCAGCCACACUAAAGACAACACCCUGUGAUUAUGGCCCCAAUAUGCAACAAAACUCAGGAACAGGUGUUAAUAAUAUAUCCAUAGGUUUGGUGCCUAGUACCCAAUUGCUGACCACCAUUGGAGUUUCACAUCCCACAGCUACAAUAACAACAUUCCCACACACCAAUGCCGUGGAGCGUAUACCAACACCACCCUUGUCAGUAACGGUGCCCAUUAGUAAUGUAUACCACCAGCAACAACAAAGACAACAACAGCAAUUGUUGUUGGACUGUUUGGUUGGCGAUUCAGCAUCCGUAUCCAGCACCCUACAAAGCAUUAAAAGUAGUUCUUGCAGUCCCACUAUCAGUGCCGCCAAUGCCUUCAGCAGCAAUUCCGAUAACAGCAAAAAUGACGAUUCUGUCCAAAUGGAAUGUCAAUCCGGCAAUAUAACACGUAACAACAGUAGCAGUAGCAUGCAAAGUUUGUCCUCAGCUGUGACGGCAACACCGGUCGAAUGCAGUUGUCAACAUCCCAGUUGUAAAAAUUGCAGCAGCCACAGCACGGCCUGUACUGAUGCAACCACACCAUCGUCAUCAUCAUCAUCACCAUCCGCGUAGUAGUAGCUGAAAGAGUAACAUAUAUUUAAGAGCAAAACAAAAGAAAAACAAAAAGCAAAUAAUCACAGAUAUGUAACAGAACUUUCAAGGCAAUAUUAAUGUUGGAGUCGGAGCCAGAGACAUGAACAUUAAAUACAGGGGUACGUUUCGUGGUCAAUUGAUGGAGUAAUGGCUAAAUUUGUAUACUUAAGUUGAUGAUAUAUAAGAAGCUCGGUAUCGUACCAUGUCAUAUAAAUGACAAAUUAUAGGAGAAAUAGACGGUAGAAUUUGUGUGCCGCUAGGACCUCCCUUCAUAAUAUGCCAUGCCAUGAUGCCAAGCUGCUUAUAUAUCGUCACUUUUACAAAAUAGAUGUCCGAUAUUUGGCUUACAAUUUCGUAACUCAUCUUGUUAUAUAUUUGUAGCUUCUAAAGUUCGGAAUUUUGGUGGUUCCACCAACAAUUUUAAAAAAUAUUCUUUAAUUUGGAAAAAAUGGCAAAACCGUGUGUACAUUCGCUAUUUUCUUUUUUUCGAAAGCACACCUGGAAAGUUCACGGAAAACGAAAGCGAGUUUCUUGGGAAAGGAGGGAGUUGAAUGAUAAAUUCCUCAUUUUCCUCUAGUCUUCUCUCCUAACAGAAUAGUUUUUUUUUUUUAGCUUGGGAAACUUGAGAAAAAGUCCUGGCCACUUGAAAAUUGUUCCCCUGUAAAUAAUAACUGUCAAAACUCCUUCUAACAUUAGCUCAAAAGACUGUUAAUUAGAAUAAUGGAAACUUUAAGUGUACUAAAUCAUGUUCGUAGAAUUUGAAAAAUUAAAAAAAAAACAAAAAUGAAUCACUCAAAACUUUCAACUAUUGCAGAAAAUUCGAUGCAAAUUUUAAAAUAGAAAAAAAAAAAUAAUUAAAAUUGCUGCGAAUAAAUGUCCAACAACAUUUUUUUUUGGGUUUUUCUUAUUUCAACUCUAUAAUUUGAUAGAAUAAAUUCUGAAAGUAAUAUAACGUACAUAAAUACAUACAUAUAUAAACGUAUAAAUGUCUGUCUGUACCCAUAAGUACACAUAUAUAUUAAAUAAACACAUACACACACAUACAUACAUAUACUAUACAUACACACAACAAUCAUUUCCAUUUGUAACUAAUGUCGCUAUUAAAUAUUUUAUUUAAAUAUUAUAAAGAAAACAAAAACAACAA